AUGUCUGACGGAGCAAACCAGAGCCUGGAAAUCUAUUGCGGCUCCAGCCCACCCAGGGCCGUGGAUAUUUUAAAGAAUUUGAGUGUGUCUUCUAUCAUUCUGUAUAGUGUACUCACUCUAAUGACUUUAGUUGCAAAUCUUGUGUAUUUUGAGGAAGUUAUCUACCUGUUAAGAAACGUUCCUGCCACAAACCGGAGAACAACUAUAAUGUGGGUCAGUGGAGUUUCAUCUGUGGUGGCAACUACAUCUUGUGUCGGGAUGUUCAUUCCUCUGGCAUCAAUGAUCACAGAUUUAACGACAGUAGUGUAUUUUGCAAUAGCAUUUCACAAGUUCCAAGAGAUGAUGAUAGAAGAAUUUGGUGGAGAUGAGGCCUUUUUGAAACGAUUUGAAAAUACACCAAUGACGUUUAGUACAGGACCCUGCUGUUGUUGCUGUCCAUGUUUACCAACUGCAAAGACUUCAAGGCGCUUGAUGUUCUUACUGAAAUUGGGAACAUUUCAGCUUGCCUUCUUACGGCCAGUCCUAAUGAUCUUCACAUUAGUCCUUUGGGUUAAUGGAACAUUCAUCCCAGAUGACUUUUCUUCUAGUGGACCUGCCUUAUGGAUUAAUAUUUCCCUUGGUGUGUCCACAGUGUUUGCACUGUGGUCACUUUCAAUUGUAUUUUACAAAGUCAAAGGUGAACUUAAAAAUCAGAAGAUUAUGCCCAAGUUCCUCCUUUUUAAGAUUUCAUUCAUUCUUAAUCAACUGCAAGCUUUAAUUAUCAAUAUAACAGCAUCAGCAGGUAGCAUAGCCUGUGCACCUCCGUUUUCACCUGUGGCCAGAGGAGCAUAUAUGAAUCAGCAACUUCUCAUCAUGGAAAUGUUUCUUAUCACUUUAUUAUCACAAAUCUACUACAGGAGGAAAUACAAUGGACAAGAAACAGAUGAAACGCGGCCUGCAGUAAAACCACAAAAUGGUCGAAACGAUGUUCAUGAUACCAUAACAGAAGGUGAAAGCUCAAAUGUGUAAAACAGCAAUAAAACACCUUCCUCAUGACAAGGAUUCAUGUUACAUCAUCAAUCGUUUCUCACCACUUGUUUAGCCCUUUUCCAAUCACUACCCUCUCAAUGCAAUAGCUCCAAUUUAUUUGGUUUGAUUCUCAGCGAUAUUAACAAUUGCAGGAACAACUGAGAUAUUU
This is a messenger RNA of Hemiscyllium ocellatum (epaulette shark), 1177 nucleotides long. RefSeq names its product organic solute transporter subunit alpha-like. Gene Ontology annotation, cellular component: plasma membrane; endoplasmic reticulum membrane. Bases 1 to 1008 code for a protein of 335 amino acids. Gene Ontology annotation, biological process: bile acid and bile salt transport. The transcript has 8 exons. Lineage: Eukaryota; Metazoa; Chordata; Chondrichthyes; Orectolobiformes; Hemiscylliidae. The record is from RefSeq and is a predicted model, not a curated record. Gene Ontology annotation, molecular function: transporter activity.